AGCUGCGAGAUUACUGGGACGCCCUGCCGAAACAACACAGGCAGCAGGACAGAUCGCUGGACAACACAGUAUUGCAUGUUUUGAUUUUAUGAAAGGAUUAUUUAACAGUGCAUCUAUUAAAACAGUGUUUGAAUAGUUUACAAACAGAGCGACACUGUUAGUUUAAAACGCGUGUUAGACGAUGUGACAGUAAUGAUUACGAGUCCUUGUUAGCAACAGUUAGCAAGGUGUCAGACGCUAGCUCUUGUAACGUUAGCCCACAUAAGAGGAAACCCGGCAGAUAAUAACAAAACAAGUUUAAGAUAAGCUUUUUGGUUGACCACCCUCAUAACGAUCAGCAAUUUAACAUACAUGUGGGAAAGGUGUUAGUCAACAAGGCGAAGUCCAAUGUUUUUUUAUGCAUCAGCAACAUUGUGUGGUUGAAAUUCAAGCAAGCGUCCAGUUAGCUUAGCUGCUCCGUGAAACGUCAACAUCCACCAAACUGGACAAAACUUUGGAUUUAGUCGGUUAUAAAUCGGGCUCGGCGGGUUCGCUGACCCCUCAGAAGAAGAUGAAGAAGAGGAAGGAGUUGAAUGCCCUGAUCGGACUCGGGGACAGUAAGAGAAAGAAGACCAAAAAGGGGUCGGGUCACCGGCUCCUGCGAACCGAGCCCCCGGACUCUGAGUCCGAGUCGAGCUCGGACGACGACGAGUUCAACAACCUGAGCAGCGGAGCUAACUUUGGGAAGAGAAGUUACACGCAGUGCUGCAAUGUGUGCUACCCGUUGUUUCUGUUCAUCAUCCUAGCUGCCUGUGUUAUGGCCUGUGCUGGGCUCAUUUGGAUGCAGAUUGCUCUGAAAGAAGAUCUAGAUGCACUAAAGGAAAAGCUGCAUAGCAUGGAGUCAAGCCAAAAGGUGUCAUCAAGUGAAAUACCAAAACUAAGUGAAGACCUGAAAAACAAGGAGAGAAAGCUCGAUGACAUGGAGACUGGGGACAAGGGGUUGAACAAGCUCUGGUCCAACCUAACAGAAAUGAACAGAAAGAUCAGUUUGCUGGACUCGGCUGUGAACCAUUUAAAGGCCAACUUGAAAUCAGCUGCUGAUUUAAUCAGCCUUCCUAAUACAGUGGAAGAGCUUCAAAAGAGUGUUGCUACGAUUGGCAGCACACUAACAAGUGUACAGCAUGAUGUGAAGACCAUGCAGGCUGCUCUGGAAAAGAAAGACGAAGACUUGAAGAAGACAAUGGACAUUUCCGAUCUUAAAACUGCAGUAAGUGAGGCAAAUAAGACGGAGGAGCUACACCACACGCAGACUAAUGAGCAGAUCCAAACCCUCCUCACUACGGUUGCAGAACUCCGCCAGAGAGUGUCGUCAUUAGAGAACGGGUCAAAGCAAAGCGACCUUAAAGCAGCAGCCAAAUUGGCAAUCAACAAUGGAAGUCCAGGAAUCCAGCAGGUGAAUGAAGCUACAACAACCAAAGCAACUCCCGGGAACAUACAAGAGAAUUCCACACCACUUGCAGGGCCUCAGACGAGCAGACUUCCACGCUUCUUAACUCCACAGCGGUAUAAGAUCAAUACUGAGACCGCAUGCCCGGAGAGAGUGCUCCUGCCUGGUGUCAGUUCUAUGAAAGAAUUGGAAGAAAAACUCCGGCAGGCUGGCGUUGACGAAAACUCGCCUGGAUUGACCUACCAAGACUUGAGAAAAGUAUUUGGAACAUCAACUCCCAGUGCUCGCACCAUGCAGUGUUUUGACAAUGACACGGACCAGAGAUACUCCGUGAAGGAGCUGGGAGCUGCCGUAGGUUUGUGAGCACAUUAUCACUGACAGCAGUGAACAGUAUUGAAAGACCCAGCCGGGUUUGUGGGCUUGGAGAUCCCGACCCUUUUCUGUAAUUGCUGCACUUUUGUGAACUGAAUAUAUUUAUCAUACUGAUUGCGGAACAGUGGCGCUGGCAUGCCCCCCCCCCAUUCACUUCUUCUCCCCAAUCCUUUUCAGUUCAACCUUUUAUGCUUUAAUUUAGAAAUUAACCCAUAUAAGUAUCUGUAUGCAAAAAUCCAUCUCUUAUUUUAGCAAAGGUUCCAUGGUUAGCAACUACUAAAAGCAUGCUAAUUAGUCUUGUGAGUACUUUGAACCCUGAUUUCUGCCUUUAUUUCCUGGACUUGUUUUUGUGAACCUUUUUGUUUGUGUUUAUAUUUUCCCCAACCAGUUUCUCAUCCUCACGUAGCAUUUCUGUUACUCCGCUUUCUUGGGGUUGUUUUCUGUCCGUUCUUCUGCAGAUUGCCCUAACCAUCAACACACCUGAACUUAAUGUAUAGAAACCUAGAUUGCAUUUUAUGAAUGUUAACAGAUGACUUCUAGAAGCAGACAUUUUGUGAGUCUUUUAUGUUGUUUUUUAGACAGAUUCCUACAUAACUGAAAAAACGAUGGAGCAUAAAUAUGGACUUGUGUGCUCUUUUCUUAGCUAACAAUAAUUGAGAUUUAUUUCUGUGUAGUGUUUCUUUAUUUUAUUUCCGUAUCUCUUCAGUUAGUUGCUACUUUUGGAUUUGGAUUGUGUGUUUGGUCAACUGUACAUUUGUCUUGUUUGGUUUUUUUUUCUUGCAGUUUUACAAGUUCUGAAGGGCUAUGAACACUUAUCAAUCAUUCAGAAAGAUUUUUGAAGUGGUCACUCAUGAGGCAUAUGUAGCAAUAACAACAUUCCAUUGCUAUUGCUUGUUCAAAGUUGCAGUAGAUAGGAAGUUCACCCGGCUCACAAAGUGUAACAGGUAGUAUAAAACGCACUGACCAUCACUCCUUACUGGAUUCUUUUUAUUCUGUUUGUGGGCCUAAUAAAAGGUGUACUUCCUUUCAAUAAAAUAUUCUCAACCAUU
Labrus mixtus (cuckoo wrasse) is the source of this 2847-nucleotide messenger RNA. RefSeq names its product EF-hand calcium binding domain 14 (gene efcab14). Lineage: Eukaryota; Metazoa; Chordata; Actinopteri; Labriformes; Labridae. The transcript has 9 exons. The record is from RefSeq and is a predicted model, not a curated record. Bases 551 to 1789 code for a protein of 412 amino acids.